UUUCCCUCCUAGGGUUCUGCCUGGCAUUUACUCUGUCAUCUACUUGCUCUCUCUCUCUCUCUCUGCACACAUGUGGUUAACUAAUCGUGAGUGGGUUAAGGUUAACUGGUUAAGAGGACUGGAUGAGAUAAAAAUCUCUCCUAGAAAGUAGAAACCUGUCUGUUGAACGGUGCUUUUAAGCAGAAAAGUAUUUUCUUCCCAAAGCACAAAAUAAAAUAAAAUAAGGCACUCUGCUGCAGCAUAUAUCUGUGCAAUCUCUCUCUCUCUCUGUGUUUGUGUGAAAGGCUGUGAUCAAGGCACUGUGCUAAGAGAUGAACUGGGUUAUGGCUUUCAGAGAGCUGCAUUUCUAGCUGAGAUGGGUUGCUCUGAAACUUCUACAAAAGCUAUAUUUUUAACUUUAUUUCUAUAAACCCCAGUUCAGGCAAGCACAUUCUCCAUUUGAGCAAAACCCCACCUUUUUAUCAGAAGAAAAUACACAGAUUCCUCCAAAAAACCACCUUUCUCACUUUAACUCAUUUUUAUCUCCUAAAAGCAGCCUCAAGCCCCUCAAGACCUAUUGUAGUGAGACAAGCUUCCAACUUUAGCAAGAGAAGUGAUGGGGGGAUGUGUUGCCUCUAAGCUAGAGGAAGAAGGAGUAGUAACCAUCUGUAGAGAGAGGAAACGCCAGCUGAAGUUAGCAGUGGAGAAAAGAUGUGCUCUUGCAGAGGCACAUUGUAAGUAUUGUCAUGCUUUAUAUGCAGUAGCUGCAGCCGUAGACCUCUUUGUUGCAGGCUACUCUUCUCCUCCUUCACCUUUCCUCAUCACAUUUUCGCCACACUCUCCUCCUCCUCCUCCAAUCACUGAAAAUGUGAUAACCAACCCAAUGUUCCUUAAGCAAAGGCCAUCUGAGUCAACCCAUGAAGCCAUUACCUGUGCUUCAUGUGCUUCUUCAACAUCCUCAGAGUACUCUGAGGAAGAGAGAGAGGAGGAAGAAGAAGUAAAAGAAGAAAAAGCAGGGGAGAGAGAAGAACAGGCUUGUGGGUACUUUUAUAUGCAAAUGCCACCAUCAAUGCCAUCUCCUCAGAGAGAUUUUGGGUGGGAUUUCUUUAACCCUUUUGACGCCGUGAGGCCGGAGAUUAUAAGCAGUUACAGGCGGAGCUCUGAUGAUGAUUUGAGGGUGGUGAGGGAAGAGGAAGGGAUACCUGAGCUAGAAGAGGAAGGGGUUCCUGAGCUAGUAAAGGAAGGGGAUAGAGAAAAAGAGCAAGAAAAGAAGGUAAUGGUGGUAGAAGAAAAUGUUGAUACAGAGCAAGCAAGUGCAGGUGAGGUGGUGAAGGUAGUUGAUGAAGCUAAUGUGAGCCAUGGAGAGCAUAAAGGACUUGCUGUUGUUGAGACACCAGCUGAAGGAAGGGAGCUAUUGGAAGCAUUGAGGGACAUUGUUGACCUUUUUACUAGGGCUUGUGAUUCUGCAAAGGAUGUGUCUAGGAUGUUAGAGGCUAACAAAGUGCAAUUGCAGUCUGGUUUGGAGGAAAUAAAAGAGAACUCAACAAAGCUAAUUCAAGCUAUAGCAUGGCAUCAAUCGACGUCAUCAUCCAAGCUUUCAUCAUGUAAGAGUCUCGUAUCGUCUAGCUCCAAGAGUUCUUCAACAUGGACAGAAUUUAAGAAUGAUCUUUUUGAUGAUUAUGGAGGAAUGGAUUCAGGAAGUCAUGCGCUUACUCUAGGAAGGUUAUACGCUUGGGAAAAGAAGCUCUAUGAAGAAGUUAAGGCUGGAGAUAUCACACGGAAACUAUAUGAGAGAAAAUGCUCGCGACUUAAGCACCAGGAUAUAGGAGACGAUGACGCCAUGGACAAAACUCGAGCUGCAGUAAAAGAUUUAUAUGCUAGAAUCCUGGUUGCAAUUCGGAGUGCUGAGUCAAUCUCCAAGAGAAUCCAGAUACUGAGAGAUGAAGAGCUGCAGCCCCAAAUUGUUGAGUUGUUGAAAGGCUUAAUGCGCACCUGGAAAAUUAUGUUGGAAUGUCAUGAAACCCAAAACAAGAUUCUUUUUGAUGUGAAAUCUUUUGCCGGCUCCACGUAUGGAAAGUUCAGCAACAACUCUCACAGGCGAGCAACACUUCAGCUUCAGGUCGAGCUUCAGAAUUGGCAUGAAUGCUUUAAGGAGUAUGUUGCUGCACAAAAAGCAUACGUCGAAACUCUCCAUGGUUGGCUGACCAAGUUCGUGGUCCCUAAAGAGGAAUUCUACUCUAGGAGCAGUUCAGCUGUGCCAUAUGGGGUCAAUGGUCCACCAUUGCUUGUGAUUUGCCGUGAUUGGUUGGUUUCUGUGAAUAAAUUACCAGAUAGGGCGGUCACCAUUGCCUUGAAAAGCUUCGCAAAGGACGUGAGGGCUCUGUCUCUUCAGCAAGGGGAAGAACAGCAACAAAAGAGGAAAGUUGACAGCCUAGCAAAAGAGCUCGACCGGAGAAUUCUAUCAUUCCAGAAGACAGAGAGCAGGCUUCUUGAGCCAAAUCUUACAGAACACAAAUGCGAGUCAGAUAUGGAACGACAGAGUGAGUCCUUGACAGAGAAGAAGGAGCAGCUAGACAUGUUCAGAAGAAAGCUGGAUGUGGAGAGGGAAAAACACCAAAAUUACAUGAAAGAAACUCAAAGAAUCACAUUGAAUGGAUUUCAAAAUGGGUUUUGUGCAGUUUUUGAGUCCUUGUCCGAGUUCUCCAAGGCUUCUCAAAAAAUGUACAAUGAACUAGUUACUUGCAGUGAAAAUGCAGAAAAAGUUGGGAACCCGGCGUAUAUAGAAGGCACAAAGCAUGAAGAAAAUAGCAGCAGGUGACAUAUGGGCUUUGAGAAUUUGGAACUGUGGAUUGUAUUUGUAUAUAUAUUGUGUCAAAGCCGCUCGCUGAGACACAAUUAUUUUAAGUUUUUAGGGGUGGUCUUGUAUUGUAGCAACGAAUUGUUAAAUGUUGCUAUAAUUAGUUGUUAUGGUUGGUAUCUGCAACUCUCAUGGUAGACUUCUUUGUUUCCAAAUGAACAGAACUUUCUCCAUGGUUUCAUA
This is a messenger RNA of Prunus dulcis (almond), 3019 nucleotides long. RefSeq names its product protein ALTERED PHOSPHATE STARVATION RESPONSE 1-like. Lineage: Eukaryota; Viridiplantae; Streptophyta; Magnoliopsida; Rosales; Rosaceae. The transcript is spliced from 4 exons. The coding region runs from base 596 to 2797 and encodes 733 amino acids. The record is from RefSeq and is a predicted model, not a curated record.